UCCCAGAGAGGCGGGGACAUAGAGGGAGCGUAGGAGGCUGAGAGGAGGGGGACGGCAGCGGCAGGGGGGUUGUACACAGGUCCCAAGGCAAAGGCGCUUCCCAGCUGGUCCCUGCAGGGUUCCGAGUCGGUCUGCGGAACCCCUCUGCUCACUCCCCUUUACCAAUCCGCAGGGGGGCCGUUGCAUUGGUUUGGUUGGGGUAGGAAAGGGGCUCAGCUAAGGGGGAGCUGCUGCCUGGCCUCUGAUCAUUACAGAUAAAGUAGCUAUGCCUGUUCAGGUCAUUGAUGGCGCACCCGAAACUCUACUACCAAGCCACCUGCAGAAAGUGGAUUUAAAAUACCUACAAUGGGGUUGUGAUCAGGCCAACAAAUACUUUCAGGGAACAGUUAUUCUCUCCUACCCUUUAACUAAACUUGUAAAUGGAACAGAAUUUUUCAAGAUUGUACUUCAAGAAUCAGAGAAUUCAUGUUCAAAGACCAGCACCAUCAAUGUUUUAUUCUUUGGAAGGUUGGCAGACGAUUGUGGGAAAGUUGUACAUCAAGGGGACACCAUGGUUGUAGCUGGAUUUAAUGUGGCUAAGUCACCUUCUGCAAAUGAAGAUGACCGACACUGCUGUCAUCUGGAAGUAUCUGAAGAUGCAGGAUCAGCCGUUUAUAUUUAUACUAAGCCAAGUACAGUCACUGCUUCAGAAACAGCAUCCAUGCCCGUUGCACCAAAAUACACAUACACUCCUCUGAAUCAUCUUAAAGACGGAACUAUAGUCAACUUGUAUGGUGCUGUGAAAUUCUUCAAGCCCCCAUAUAUAAGCAAAGGAACGGAUUACUGUUCAGUUGUAACAAUUGUGGACCAAUCAAAUGUGAAAUUAACAUGCACACUUUUUAAUGGAAAUCUAGAUGCCCUUCCAAAAAUCUACAAAAUUGGAGAUAUUGUUCGAUUUCAUAGAAUAAAGGCACAGAGAACUAACCACACAGAACAUCUUUCAGGACUGGGGCUUCAAUUAGACAUAACAACAACGGGAAACAAAGCAAAAAAGAUCAGGGAAUAUAAUAAACAGAUGCAGGGGAUUACUGGUAUUGGCUUUGCAUCCUUGACAUUUGAUGGAACCGUAGGAGCACCGAUAGUGCCUCGAACCUCUAGUAAAUCGUACUCUUUCACAGAAGAAGAACAGAAAACAAUAGAAGAACUACGUACGUGGGCAGCUAGUAAUCUUUCAGUCUGUGGGCCAACAGCAAAAUUGUCUGAUGUCCAGCCAAUGCUGUUUUUUGACCUUACUUGUCAACUUGUAGGGAAAGCAGAAGUGGAUGGAUCUUCCUUUCUUCUCAAGGUAUGGGAUGGUACAAAAUGUCCCCACCCAUCUUGGAAGGUUCUUGUGGAAGAAAGUGACCUUGAAGGAGAUAAAGUUCUCAUCCAUCAGCUGAGAAAUCUGAUUGUAGACAUUCUAGUUUACGAUAACCAUGUGAAACUGGCAAAAUCACUGAAGGUUGGAAGCUUUCUGAGAAUUUACAGUCUGCAUACAAAACAAGCCAGUGCUGAGAACCAGCCUGAUGUUUCCUAUGUAGAAUUUCAUCUUCAUGGUGGCACCUGUUAUGGUCGAGGAAUUAGGGUCUUGCCAGAAAAUAAUCCAGAUGUCAAAGAACUAAAAGCAUUCAUGGAUUCUGUGAAUCUCACAGAGUCUCAAAAUGUGGAGAGCAUGUCUUCAAUGGAAUUGGAUGGCAUUUUUAGCAAUCUAUCAUACCAGUCAUAUUCACAGAGAUGCCAGCAGUUAUCUGUUACAGUAUUAACAGAUCAUCAGCAUUUAGAUGACACAGCACUGAAUACUAUCUUGAACAGCUCAGUUCCUCAACAAUAUCGCAUUAGAGCAAAACUCAGAACUUUUAAACCCCAGAAGCUCUAUCAGUCCGUUAAACUUUAUUGUUCAAAAUGCAACUCACUGCAAGAAGUUCCAGAUGGAGAUGAUUUUGACUUAAUAUUAAGAGACUGUGCAGCUUCAGCUCCAAAUCCAGAAGUACAUAAUUCAUUGUGGUAUGAUUCUGAAGUGUGGGAUACAGAAAAUCAGGGGCAAAGAAAAAUAGCUGUUCAUUUUGUAAAACAUGAUGAGCUGCUUCAGGAGCCAGAAGAUACUUUGAUUAUGGUACAAGGGGGGAUGCUAAAAGAAAUCAGAAAACUUUCAAGAAGAUUUAAAUGUAUUAUACCUGUGAGAUCAACAAAAGAAGAUCUUGAGUUACUAGACCUUUCAGCUCCCUUCCUUUUGCAAGGGAAAAUAUGGCAUUAUGGGUGCAAACAGUGUUCAAAUCAGAAGACUAUCCAGAGUCUCAGUUCCCUUGCAGAAGAAGAACCAUCGUGGGAGCCAACUGAAAUAGCACGAGUUUUAGGUAUUGAGCCACUCCAGUAUGUCUUUGUUAUGAAGUUUACACUUGAUGAUGGCACAGGAGCACUGGAUGCAUACCUCUUUGACUAUGAAAAGUUUUUUCAGAUUCCUGCCUCCGAAGUCCUUACCAGUAGUCUUCUUCAGGAGAAGAUGGAAAUGAUCAUGAAUAUACUUUGUCCUCCAGGAACAAAACUAGAUGACUUGCCAUGGUUGGAAUGCUUCAUCAGGUCUUAUAAUGUCAAAGAUGGAAUGGAACAGCAAGUUUGCUAUCAAAUUUUUGACACUAUGGUUGCUGAAGACGUUAUCUAGUGAUAUGUAUUGCAAUUUAAGAGACAUGCAAUUUAUCGACAUUAUCGAUUACAAAAAAGUUUUGAAGCUAUAAACACCAUACAAGGUUUUGUAUAACAUUUAGUGUAUCAUGUUCUGUGUUGAGAAAUAUUAAUCAGGAAAACAAAUGUCUUUUUCUGCAUCUCACUUGUGCAUGAAGGUUUUAGCUCUUCUGUUCCUGAAUUAAAAUGAAUUGGACAUAUGCUAAGAGGUAUUUAUUACUUGCUCUGGGCCCAAUCCAAUGAGUCAAGUGGCAGUUAAGGUGCUCAGCACUUCAUGGGAUUGGUCACUGCGUGGUUGAGACUGUUAAAAGUGGUUUAAUAUCCAAACAUUCCAAGCUAUUACACAAUUGAAAAUUAUCAAUAAUGUUACUAAAUUCUGCUGUGACCCACAGAGUCAAAUUUAAAGGGCAAUUGUAAAAUGUAAACAUGUUUUGUAAUGUAUGAAGAACAGUCAGCAUGAUUACGCUUUGUUUAUUUAUCUAUUUUAAUACAAAAGAGUAAGUGAUUUGAGAACAGCUGUGGAAACAGGGCUCUUCCAUUAACUUGUAUUCCCUUGCUUUAUUCUGUACAAAUCUAUUUUAGGGUUCUAAAAAACCAUGGGUUUUUUCCUUACUUUAAUUUCUCAUUGAUAUGUAGAUUGUAGCGAGCUCUUCCUGCAGUCCUUAUGUGUGCAAGUAGUGUAAUUGACCUCAGUGGAGCUAUUUGCAUGAGUUAGAAUUACUUAUCUGGUUAAGAAUCAUAAAGUCAGUCCAUAAAAGCAGGGAUAUUUAAAAUAUUAAAAUGAAUACUAAUAUUUAUUAGAUUAUAAGGAUGGUAAAGUCAGACAUAUUUGGGGCCAUAUCUGACAUUGCUGCUCCUUUAAAUUGUGUGUGUAUUUGCAGAGGUUCUUGCACAUAGUUUGGCUAAAUUUAGUGUCCGAUUAUACUGUCUCGAUUGCUUUCCUCUUUUGUAUAAUUGGAUUGGAUGCCUAAAUUUAGAGACAACAUUUUCAGGUCAACAAGUGACUAGUUGGCUACCACAGUGGAAAAAAAAUUGCGUGCUUUUACCUUGCAUUCUAAAGUAUUUGCCCCAAAUUCAGAAUCAUUUUCUAGAGAAUAAUAUAAAUGUAAAAAUUCUUGUUAGGGGACUAUGCUUCUUGUCAUCAAAGGAAAAAAAAUCACAUAACAUUGCACGGAGGAUUUUUUUUAAAUAGUGCUCAUAGUUGACUAGUACUUUAAUACUAAAUACAAAUGAUUUUACUGUGUUCUAAGAGAUGAUUAGUAGAAUAAGCUAUUAUAUCCACUUACAGUUUCAUCCAAAUGUCAAUAGAUUUUGUGUCGUACUUUAAAAAUCACUCUGGGCCAUAGAAACAAUGAGCUAUGACCCUAGAAGUUUAUCAAUUAUCAUGUGGGUAGAAGGUGUGUUAACAUUGGAAGCCGAUGGUUCACUUUCAAGGAGAGGAGAAACUGUCAGCCUGAUUGAAUGGGACCAUCAACUUACCAAGCAAGGAACAACACUGGCAUUAGUUCUGAAAGCAGCUGCUUACCUACCCCGGCCUGAUGAGAGAUACUGAUAAGUGAAUUAUUUUUAAAACUUGAACACUUCAAAUAAUUUCAGUGGAAUUUAACUCCUGAAGCGCUCAUCCAUAAGAAAUAUACAAGGGUUUGUUUGCUAUGUAAUGGGUAGUUUAAUCACAAAAACUAUAGAACCUGUAUUUCUGGUUGUGUUACAUGACAUCACAAACCAUAUUAUGCACUGCCAAUCAUUAGUAGAAAGUAUGUGUUAAAUUGUAAAUGUUUUUUAAUGUAAAUAAAAAGUCAUGUUCCUGUACAUCAUUGCAGAUAUCUAUUUUAAAGUAAUAUCUAUUUUAAAGGAAACCUUUUGAAAAGUAAUAGAUCAGAAUAUAUAACACUCACACUUCAGUGUAAAUUUGUUUUCACCAUCUCUAAUAAUGUUUGAGAUUCGUGACAGAACAUUUUCAAGUCAUUUUAUGAUUGUACAUACGGCACUUGAAGUUGUCUGGCUAUUGAAUAUUGUAAGUAUUUAGCUGAUUAAUAAACACGAUUUAAAA
Chrysemys picta bellii (western painted turtle) is the source of this 4747-nucleotide messenger RNA. RefSeq names its product protection of telomeres 1 (gene POT1). Gene Ontology annotation, cellular component: nuclear telomere cap complex; chromosome, telomeric region. Gene Ontology annotation, molecular function: G-rich strand telomeric DNA binding; telomerase inhibitor activity. Lineage: Eukaryota; Metazoa; Chordata; Testudines; Emydidae. Gene Ontology annotation, biological process: regulation of telomere maintenance via telomerase; telomere capping. The record is from RefSeq and is a predicted model, not a curated record.